CUCAGGUGGAGGAGACAGUGGCGACAUUGACUUGUGGGUGGUGUAAUGGUCAUCUUGUGGCCAUAGGGAGAGAACGGAGUUACAUGUAUGGUAAGGGCAAACUGACCUUCUUGCUUCUUGUUUUUCAGGAAUGGAUUACGUCAACUACAAACGUUUCAUAAGAAAUGCUUUAAGAAAUAAAACGUACUUACCAACAUACGGUGCUUUCGGUGCCGGAGCAGUACUUGCCUUAAUCUAUAUGACUAAUUGGGAAACUGCUGGACGUCGUAUACCUAUUUGGAAAUACCACUUCGAACCGAUAGCUGUCGAGAACAAUAAUCCCACGAAUGUUACGUCAGCAUAACUGCUACUAAUUAUGAUCGUGAUUUUAAGAAGCCAUCAGUGAAAGCGUACUAGGAAACUACUACGCUGAGACACUAAUUUCCGUGAUGCGUCAGAAUAAAUCUUUGCUUUUGUUAGCGAAGGCUUUUCAUUAUUGCUUUGACAAAUUACUUACUAUUUCUUAAGGAAUUUGAAGUCGUUUUUGUAGCAAAACUACUUAUAAUUUUGAGGAAG
This is a messenger RNA of Loa loa (African eye worm), 555 nucleotides long. RefSeq lists its product as hypothetical. The record is from RefSeq and is a predicted model, not a curated record. Bases 131 to 343 code for a protein of 70 amino acids. The transcript has 2 exons. NCBI's taxonomy places the organism in Eukaryota, Metazoa, Nematoda, Chromadorea, Rhabditida, Onchocercidae.